Messenger RNA from Neltuma alba, 2258 nucleotides. Its product is annotated as DEAD-box ATP-dependent RNA helicase 36. Gene Ontology annotation, cellular component: cytosol. Gene Ontology annotation, molecular function: nucleic acid binding; ATP binding; RNA helicase activity. Lineage: Eukaryota; Viridiplantae; Streptophyta; Magnoliopsida; Fabales; Fabaceae. The record is from RefSeq and is a predicted model, not a curated record.
UUGUUUUUGCGCUAUUGUUUAGUUUGCAUUUGCUAGUUCUGCUGUGCCCCGCCGUCUGUUCCUCCUGUCCCAGCUCCAACCUUUUCCCACUGUUGCCUUGCUUGCCUUCACCGUCGUCCACACUUCUCCAGAAAGGUGGCUUUGAAUUAGCUCAAAGAUUGGCCGAAUAUUUCUUACUGAAUAUUGAGUCGAGGAGAAACAGGUACGAAGAAGACCAUGACCUUGCAUCGAUGAGCCAAAUAGUGUAUACUGAGCUUGUGAUAUUAAUACAGUUUCUCAAGGAAAGCUCAGCAAUAAUAUAUUAGCUUACCCAGCAAUUGUGUUAUCAAAAUGGACCAACAAGUUCUCGUGGAUGAAAACUUUCCACUCUUCUCCAAGUCUCAUAAAUCCUCAAAAGACCACGUGCCAGCUGCCUCAUCUGCUACAGCCUCCACCGCUGUUGCCACCAAAGACAUUAACUUUGAUAGCCAACACCUUGGAAAGUCAGAUGACACAGAUCUUGAUUUCAAUCCUACAACUUUUGGGGAGCUUGGACUUGCAGAAUGGGCUGUGAAGACUUGCAAAGAGCUUGCAAUGUGCAAGCCUCGACAGGUCCAGUUACAUUGCAUCCCAAAGGUUCUAGAUGGCUGCCAUGUGCUUGGCAUGAUGAGACAGAAGUGGGAAGACUGCAGCAUUUGCUAACCAAUUCUUCACCGAUUGGGUGAGCAUCUUGGGGUUUUUGCUUUGGUUUUGACGCCAACUAGGGAGUUGGCAUAUCAACUAGCAGAGCAAUUUAGGGUGGGUUCAUGCUUGCACGUGCGGAUAGCUGUGGUGGUUGGAGGGAUGGAUAUGUUGCAACAAGCCAAGACUUUAACAUCCAGGCCACACGUUGUGAUUGCCACACCGGGAAGGAUCAAGGUUUUGCUUGAGGAUAAUCCUGAUAUUCCUCCAGUGUUUUCUAGAACUAAGUUCCUUGUCUUGGAUGAAGCAGAUCGAGUUCUUGAUGUUGGCUUUCAGGAGGAUUUGAAAUUGAUCUUCAAUGUUUACCAGAAAGUCGGCAAAAACCUUUUUUUUUCUGCAACUACAACAAGUAAUCUACAGAAGCUGCGUGAGCGUUACCAAGACAAACUCUAUGUCUAUGAGGCCUAUGAAGGCCUGAAAAACUUGAGACGCUUGAGCAAACAAAUUAUAUUUGUCCCCAACAAAGUGAAGGAGGUUUAUUUAAUGCAUUUAUUGUCCCAAAUGGAAGAUAUGGGCAUUCGCUCUGCCAUGGUUUUUUUCUCUACAUGCAGAGAUUGCCAUCGAUUAAGUUUAAUGCUAGAAGUACUUGACCAAGAAGCUGCAGCUCUCUAUUCAUUCAAAUCCCAGACUCAGAGACUUGAAGCACUGAAUCAAUUUAAAUCAGGAAAGGUUUCUAUACUGCUUGCAACUGAUGUUGCCAGCCGAGGAUUGGACAUUCCUACGGUUGAUCUAGUCAUCAAUUAUGAUGUCCCAAGGUUUCCAAGGGAUUAUGUCCAUCGUGUUGGUCGGACAGCAAGAGCAGGUAGAGGAGGACUGGCAAUGAGUAUUGUUACCCAGAAUGACAUCAUCAUUCAUGAAGUAGAAGCUCUUCUUGAAAGGCAACUGGAGUUGGUUGAAUACAAGGAGAAUGAGGUGCUUUCUCUGAUGAAAAAGGUUUUCAGUGCUAAAAAUGUUGCCGAAAUGAAAAUGUUGGAUGAUGGCUUUGAGGAGAAAGCAGAAGAAGAGCGGAAAAAGCAGAAACUGAAAAUGCUAGCAGAAAAAGGAUUAUUAAGGAAAAGGAGCAAAAGAGGAAAAGAAACAAAGGCAUGAAGGACGAAGGGAAAAAAAGUAGAGGCAGUGGAAGCAUUACCAGAUAAAAAAGGAUCACUGAUAACAAGAGCAAGAAGAAGCUUGGGUAGGAGGAAAAUACUGGAUGCUGAAAAAGAGCAGAAGCAGAAACUGAGAAUGCACCGUUCAACGUGACUUGAGGAAAUUAUAGGGGUUUUUUUAUCGAACGACAGAUAUAUUAUUGGGGUUUUAAGAGGUGAACUUGGUAUGACAAUCAUAGGGUAAAGUCGUGCAAAGUUCGCUGUGCAAAAAAUUUUGUAGAAUCAUUUUUCAAAGUAGGUUAUUAGAGUUCAUUAUCAGGCUCCCUUUGUCAUUAAAAGAAGGAAUUUUUCAUGAAAAUUGAUUGUAAAAAAAUAAUUUGAACUUACAGUUAAUUAGGCUUCUUCAUAUUUAACUGCAUUGAAUUUUCAGGAGUUGCUAUGGUCAGAAAA